AUGGCGGCUGAGAAGCAAGUCCCGGGUGGCGGCGGCGGCGGUGGCGGCGGCGGCGGCGGCAGUGGCGGCGCCGGUGGCGGCGGAAGUGGCGGUGGACGCGGAGGAGAGGAAAAUAAGGAGAACGAACGCCCUUCGGCCGGAUCGAAGGCAAACAAGGAGUUCGGAGACAGCCUGAGUUUGGAGAUUCUUCAGAUUAUUAAGGAAUCCCAGCAGCAGCAUGGCUUACGGCAUGGAGACUUUCAGAGGUACAGGGGCUACUGUUCCCGCAGGCAAAGACGUCUCCGGAAAACACUCAACUUUAAAAUGGGGAACAGACACAAAUUCACAGGGAAAAAAGUAACUGAAGAUCUUCUGACUGAUAAUAGAUAUUUGCUGCUGGUCCUGAUGGAUGCUGAAAGAGCCUGGAGCUAUGCCAUGCAGCUCAAACAGGAAGCCAACACUGAACCUCGGAAACGGUUUCACUUGCUCUCUCGACUUCGUAAAGCCGUGAAGCAUGCAGAAGAAUUAGAACGCUUGUGUGAGAGCAAUCGUGUGGAUGCCAAGACCAAGUUAGAGGCUCAGGCUUACACAGCUUACCUCUCAGGAAUGCUGCGCUUUGAACAUCAAGAAUGGAAAGCUGCCAUUGAAGCUUUUAACAAAUGCAAGACCAUCUAUGAGAAGCUGGCCAGUGCUUUCACAGAGGAACAGGCUGUGCUCUAUAACCAGCGCGUGGAGGAAAUCUCGCCCAACAUCCGCUACUGUGCAUAUAAUAUUGGGGACCAGUCGGCUAUCAAUGAACUCAUGCAGAUGAGAUUGAGAUCUGGGGGUACUGAGGGUCUCCUUGCUGAAAAACUAGAGGCCUUAAUCACUCAGACUCGAGCUAAGCAGGCAGCUACCAUGAGCGAAGUGGAAUGGAGAGGGAGAACAGUCCCAGUGAAGAUCGACAAAGUGAGGAUCUUUUUAUUGGGACUGGCUGACAACGAAGCAGCCGUCGCCCAGAAACAGAGAGAUUAUACCCUUGAAGGAGAGUCGGGGAAGGUAUCUAAUCUCCAAUACCUGCACAGCUACCUGACCUACAUCAAGCUGUCGACAGCGAUCAAGCGUAAUGAGAAUAUGGCUAAAGGUCUGCAGAAGGCGCUGCUGCAGCAGCCGCCGGAAGAUGACAACAAACGCUCCCCCCGGCCGCAGGACUUGAUCCGGCUGUACGACAUUAUUCUGCAGAAUCUGGUGGAAUUGCUGCAGCUCCCUGGCUUGGAAGAGGAUAGAACUUUCCAGAAAGAAAUAGGUCUCAAGACCCUGGUAUUCAAAGCUUACAGGUGUUUUUUCAUCGCUCAGUCCUAUGUAUUGGUGAAGAAGUGGAGUGAAGCCCUGGUCCUGUACGAUAGAGUCCUGAAAUACGCCAAUGAAGUCAGUUCCGAUGCUGGAGCCUUCAAGAACAGCCUAAAGGACCUGCCGGAUGUGCAGGAGCUCAUCACUCAAGUGCGCUCCGAGAAGUGCUCGCUGCAGGCCGCGGCCAUCCUGGAUGCCAACGACACCCAUCAAACAGAGACUUCCUCCCAGGUGAAGGACAAUAAGCCACUGGUCGAACGGUUUGAGACUUUCUGCCUGGACCCUUCCCUGGUCACCAAGCAAGCCAACCUCGUGCACUUCCCGCCAGGAUUCCAGCCCAUCCCUUGCAAGCCUUUGUUUUUCGACCUGGCCCUCAACCAUGUGGCCUUCCCCCCGCUGGAGGACAAACUGGAGCAGAAGGCCAAGAGCGGCCUCACGGGGUACAUCAAGGGCAUCUUCGGCUUCCGGAGCUAACCCGGCUCUCCUGUCAUUGUGAGAACCGCCCAGCCCGCCCGUGGCAUUGAGCCCAGGUCUGCACCGGCCAGGGCAGAGCUCAGCACCCUCAGCCCUGCGCCCCUACAUCUUGUGUGUGUGUGCACCUACAUUCUUAACGCACGUGUGGGAAGGGCGCACUGCCAUCUUCUAGGCCCUGUGUCAGGGCCGCCGGUCUCCUGUGCUCUCCGGGCUCCUGUGAGCCGGGAUUGAUUGCCUUUUCUCAGUAACGUGUUCAGGGGUUCCGCAGCAGGCUCGGGGUGGGCCGGGGAAUGUUUUGUCAUGUGUCCUCAGCACCAUGGAUUUGAAACUCAACCCUGCCGUGGGGCCCAGGGCCCCAGAAGUCUGUCCAUGACCGAAACAGCGGCAGCGUUGCCAAGAAUUACUUGCAGCCUUACCCCCUUCACCAGUUUAGAACAAGCAGAGAGCUCUAUUUUUAGAAGAAAUAUGUUACACUCAGAAGUGAUGGAACCAAAUCUUAUAUUAAAAGGCAAAGAUGGUGGAGACUGUGCCAUGUAUUGCUUGUCCUCACGCCCAGGUCUGCUCCGGGCCUGCUCGAGGCUGAGCGAGGCCGCCGUCCAGUGCACACGUGCUCCCGCCCGGGGUUUCAUCCCACCCAGUGCAGCGGCUCCCGCACUGCCGCCCCUCGUCCUCAGUCUGUAUGUUAUGGCAUCCAUAAUAGACGGCACAAAAGCAGUGUAAGAAAGAAGGAAUAAAUGUGAUUUAAACCUGA
Molecule: messenger RNA, 2533 nt
Organism: Dipodomys ordii (Ord's kangaroo rat)
Lineage: Eukaryota; Metazoa; Chordata; Mammalia; Rodentia; Heteromyidae
Gene: Srp68
Product: signal recognition particle 68kDa
Exons: 15
Coding region: 1-1782 (593 amino acids)
Biological process (GO): SRP-dependent cotranslational protein targeting to membrane
Cellular component (GO): signal recognition particle, endoplasmic reticulum targeting
Molecular function (GO): 7S RNA binding; signal recognition particle binding; endoplasmic reticulum signal sequence receptor activity
Source: RefSeq, a predicted model, not a curated record